Molecule: messenger RNA, 1809 nt
Organism: Mizuhopecten yessoensis (Yesso scallop)
Lineage: Eukaryota; Metazoa; Mollusca; Bivalvia; Pectinida; Pectinidae
Exons: 3
Coding region: 232-1665 (477 amino acids)
Source: RefSeq, a predicted model, not a curated record
ACACAAGUUAUUAUAAAAGUUGAUAUCUUUUUAUAUGUACUGUAAGUCUUCAAAUUCUGGCUGGUAUUGGUUUUGUUUUCAGUGUUUCUGUUUCAUUUGCUGCUUAAAUGAAAAGGUCAUGCUUAGAUGUAUUUUGUAUGUGGAUGAGGUGGAUACAUAUGUACGUUCAUCUGACUACAUGUUGUAGGUAAACGGCAUGCCUAUUCUAAUCUUGGCUACCUGGUGCUGGGGAUGGCUCUAGAGAAGAGACUGGGGCUGAAGUAUGAGGACCUGGUGCAUGAAUGUCUGGGGGAGAUCACCAGGGACAUGUAUGUUGGCACAGCCAAGAAGUCUGUUGAGGACCCUGAAGAGGUUGAGUAUUACAGUAACCGUGAACCUAGUUUGGCUCCAUCUGUGAUACCUGGGGAGGGGCUGGUGACCCCUCAGUAUGGCUCCUUCCUGAUGGAGGACACUGGGUCGUAUGGAGGCUGGGUGGCCUCGGCAGGACACCUCCUUGUUCUGUUUGACAGACUUACUGUCAAUGACCCAAGUAUGCAUAUUUUGAGACCAGAAACAUUCAAAAGAAUGCUGCAGCGACCUAAUUAUGAAAGUGGAGAGGAGUGGUAUGGCCUUGGACUGGAUGUUCAGCACGGAGGUCACAGCUGGGGUCACACAGGGGCUAUGGAAGGCACAUCAACAACCUUUUUGCACCAUAGGUCAGGGUUGAGCUGGGUCCUCUUACUCAACUCUUGGUCACGUGACAUGGAUUUAAAUGGCCUUGUCAAAUUUGCAUUGAGUCAUGUUCCACAUCUGCCAAUGUGGAAUCCUGUGAUGCCGUCCCUGUCUGAACUAAGGGCAGAUAACUUUUAUAAAGUUGUGUCCGAGGAUAGGGUACAGAUUGUAUGUGUACUUCUACAGUAUAAGGAUUUGAGUACCCACAUUGGAGAGCUUACUAAUCAGGGGUAUUGGAUAACAGCCCUAAACAUGUUUGUUCACGAUAGUCAAUUAUACUUCAAUAUUGUUUGGAGAGUAAACAAAGACAACACCUUCUGGAAAGUAAAUCACUAUACGGAUGAGGAUCUUCAACUUUAUCAGGAUUUUCCAGAGGAAUGUGAAACUGAUUUAUUUGUUGAUAUUUUAGAUACAUGUUAUUAUAAUGAAAGAAUUCAUUACUUUUUUGUUUGUAAGAUGAAAGACAUCUUUAUGAAAAGGAUUUUGUCAUUUCAUGUAACUGGGAAAAAUCAUUUGGAACAUUUGUCUAAUUUAAAAAAACUAAAUUAUGAUUUGAAAAUACAAUCAGUCUGUGUAAAGCAUGGUGACAUUUUAGUUUCGUCUGUUUUCUAUCACAACGGAGGUAGUCCCAGUACAACCAUAUCCUGGCUACAAGUCACCCCCGACAACUUUGUAUAUGAGUUAGGUAAAAAGUUAUCACUGGGCUUGUAUGGUCUGGUGUAUGUCAAGUUUUACACAGAUGGAGAUCUCCCGAGUGUAAGUAUGGUCUUGACUUCAGAAAAGCCUUCUUUGUGUCUGCAGCGACAUGAUGUGUCCAGGUUUGGUUUUUUGUAUGAACUUCACCAGAGUGCUGAUGUCCCCAUACAGUUCCUGUGUGGGUAUAAAUCGGAGGGCAUUCUAAACUUUGCUUCAGUAUGGGAAGUGCUCAAAAAAGGUCGACCAGUGAUUGGUUAGCCAAUACAUGGAGGGACUGAAAGUGUACAUGUAAGUGUGUGAUUAGUCAGUCAUAUUGGGAACUAUAAGGAACGAAAACAGACAGUGAAGUAUCUGAACUGAGUUUAAAGAUUAAAAUGUAAUAAAAGUGUUUUGUUUUAAUUC